This is a messenger RNA of Caretta caretta (loggerhead turtle), 735 nucleotides long. It is a transcript of the gene S100A13, whose product is annotated as S100 calcium binding protein A13. Gene Ontology annotation, cellular component: perinuclear region of cytoplasm. Lineage: Eukaryota; Metazoa; Chordata; Testudines; Cheloniidae. Gene Ontology annotation, molecular function: calcium-dependent protein binding; calcium ion binding. The record is from RefSeq and is a predicted model, not a curated record.
ACUCCCGUUUCCCUCGCCUCUGCCGGCCUUAGCCCUGAUCCACCAGACACCGCUGUCUGUCUGUCCUUCUCUCUGUCUCUGGCAAGGGGUGUGCGUUUAGAUCCCUAGAUACCGCCUGGCCAGGACAAUAUUACGGAUCGCUCGCUGGGGUGGGCAGUGACUUGCUCUAAACUUCGGAUGUUGACUGAAGAAGGGGGGGCAGGUUGGGACGUGGGCGGCGUUUGUCCGACUGGAAUGGGAAACACUACACCGCUCUGCUGAACUACUGGAACGAGACUAACCGUUCAGAGUAGCUGCGCCAGGCUGAGCUGAAGGUGCCCCCGCCUCCCACCUGCCCCGCCCGCCCCGGGCAGUGGAGCCCAGCUCUCCCCGGCACCAUGGCCGCAUGUGAGCUGACCGAGCUGGAGACAGCCAUUGAGAAAAUCGUCAGCAUCUUCUUCACCUACGCGGCCCGGGAGGGCAAGAAGGGGACCCUGACGGCUGGGGAGUUCAAGGAGCUGGUCACUCUGCAGCUGCCCAACCUCAUGAAGGACGUGGGCUCCCUGGAUGAGAAGAUGAGCAGUCUGGACGUGAACAACGACGAGGAGCUGAAGUUCAGCGAGUACUGGCGGCUGAUCGGGGAGCUGGCCAAGGACAUCAAAAAGGAGAAAGUGGGGAAGAAGAAGUGAUCAGGGGCAGGGAGGGCUGCUUGGGGCCGACCUGCUCACUCCAGCCAUGAAUAAAACGUUCCCUCCA